This is a messenger RNA of Uranotaenia lowii, 3929 nucleotides long. RefSeq names its product sorting nexin-25 (gene snz). The transcript has 4 exons. Gene Ontology annotation, molecular function: phosphatidylinositol binding. The record is from RefSeq and is a predicted model, not a curated record. Gene Ontology annotation, cellular component: intracellular membrane-bounded organelle. Bases 376 to 3465 code for a protein of 1029 amino acids. NCBI's taxonomy places the organism in Eukaryota, Metazoa, Arthropoda, Insecta, Diptera, Culicidae.
GGUUUUCCGCUUGACCAGUCUCGAAUGGGGCGUAUUUUGGAUAACAACUAGCAAGACGGUAGCUGGUAGCUCGAUAAGCUACAAUAUUGUGGGCUGUUUGCCAGUGCUCAGUGGUGCAAAUUUUUCUUGGAUCGGAAGCGUAGAUCUGGGUCGAACAGUGAUUCAUUGAAAGUGCUUAUCUUUAUCAACAUCAGGGACUAGCUCUCGGAGCAAUCUGUGCAGCAAAAAUGUGAUAGUGGCUAGGACGGGAAUCUAGAAAUUAAGUUAAGAAGCCUCUUGAAGGCCGUCCUUGAAAGGGUGCUACCAUCGUCAGUCGAAGGAAGCAGAAGGAAGAAAAAACCGGGACAUUCAUAAUUUGUGUCCUCAACCAGGAGGAUGAAGCUGAUCUACUGGAUCGGAGUCGUUGGAACCGUAAUUGUGGCCAUCUCACUAUAUUGGCCACUAUUUUUCUGGAUAUUCCUCUUUGUUCUCUACUCGCUGAUUCUGAUCGCCUUGGCCAUUUUCGGAACCAUCUACUUCCACUACAAACUAACAAGCAGGGGAGACACUACCACCCACGAACAUCGGGCCCAGAACCUUCCCUCGAAUGUGCUGUACAAUGCCACCAAAUCGCAACUAUUCGAUCCACCGUCUCCACCGAAAACUUCCACCAGUUUACCGAUAAUCUUUGGCCGUACGGUGGAUAGUUUGCUGCAGCAGAUCAUAGGAAAUACCAUGAGGGAUGUCGUUGGACCAGCUCUUGGCGAAAUUAUUGCCAAUCCAAAGAAGAUCGUAGAUUUGUUGAAGGAGGAUAUCUGGUUGGGGAUCGAGAAGCUGCACGAACGAUCGGCAAGGAUCGAUGCUCCUAAGAUGAUUGCUUGUGACUUCGUGGUCAAGGUUACUGUUCACCUGGAGAAGAUAAGAAUCUCUCAGGCCCGAGCAGUCGAGUUGGGUACCGAACCUGUCUUCGGAACAUCGUCCUAUUUAGCCACUCAAGAGAAGGAACUGGAGUUCUUGAAGAAAAUUUGUGAGAUAAUGAUAAUAUUUCUGUUACCGAGAGGCUACUCUCUCUCGCCCAUCAAGGAUUUGUUGAGCGAGGUGGUCUCGUAUAAGGUGCUGUUCCCGUUGAUCAAGCUAAUAACUUCCCCGGAUUUUAUCAACCAGCAGGUGGUAGAGUGCAUUGAGACGAAACUGAUGGCGGUUGCCAUCAAUAAGCGAAGUUACGAGUAUGCAGCUAAUUUUGAGGAUUUCCUGAAGAUUAUCAACGGUUGUCAAUCGUUGGAUGAGCUACACUCGAUUAGGGGCAGUAUCAUCAACGAUAUCAUGCAGGCGACUACAAUGCAGAAUUUGCAACGGACAAGAGGCUUCGACAGUGACUGCUUCGUAGGAAAGAAUAGCAACAGUGGAAAUAGUUCAACAGAUUCAGACAACGGACCAAGCCGGGCUGAAAUAACCGCUUCGUUGAAGCUGAAGAAGUACAUCCAGCAGCUGUCAUUCGCCAAAACCCAAUGCGAAAAGAAUCUCUCCAAGCUAGGCUGGGAUGGAAACGUCAGUAACGAUGUGGACCUCUCGAUCCUGGACAUUCUCUCAACGGUAGCCGGAAGACGUCACUUCACGGUGUUUUUAGAACCCCUGAAAGCCUCCUCACUACUAGGUUUCUACACCAUGGUCGAGGAGCUGAAGCACGCUCCCAAAAGUUCCUGGCAUCAGCUGGGUGCUGAAGUAUUUUAUACUUUUAUCAGGUGCCCGAACUCGGAGAUACCUGUCGAAAAGACUGACCGUAAGAAGAUGGAGUCCUUCAUGGUGGGCGACAGUGGCCCGGAGAUAUUUUUCGACAUUCAACGAGAAUGCCUUGUAACGCUGGAGGAGAAAUACUAUCAGCCGUUUCUGCUCAGUGAGGAAUAUUCGAAGCUCAAGAGCUCGCUUACUCAGGACGAUUUUAAGGAGAUAACCCUUAGUACGUACAUUUCUUCCAGCCAGGAUAGUCAAGACGAGACGGCUUCCAAUGCUUCUUCGGCCAGUGGAGACAUCGAUCCGAUGAUAAUGGAUCUGAGUAACCACUCGACUUAUGCCAGAAACAAGUUGGAACAGCUGGACGAAAAGCUAGCCAAUAAAAAUCAAGCUCUGGAAGCGUUGAAACAAUCGCUUAAGCCAGACUCCAAACUCUUAGCUAUUCUGGAGAAAGAGAUCGAUUGGUUAAAAGGAGAGAAGCGACAACUCGAAUCUCACCUCCUGAGAACAGAGGUUUGGGCCGAGUACUUGGGCAAGUGGAGAUCGAUCGUAGAGAGCGUAGACUUUUCAGACGAUAAAGAACCUCAACCGCAGUUUAUGAUCGUCGUUCAGGUAGACGAGGUUAAUGACUGUGGAAAAGAGGAGGUCGCCACUGCUAUGGAUGCUGCCGACAGCAUAUCUACGGGUUGGGUUGUGGUCCGAUCCCUAGCACAAUUCCACGAGCUGCACCGGAAGCUUCGACCGAUGUGUAACGAGCUGAAGACCAUCGAUCUUCCCUCGAACAAUGCGUUCAAGCUGUUUCUCCUCAAAAAUGAUAAAUCUCUUCUGGAGAAAUCGAAGCUACAGAUUCAAAAAUAUCUAAACUUCAUCUUAGAAGAUGAUCAUCUGAACCAAAGUGAGGCGCUGUACGAGUUUCUUAGUCCCAGCUCGGAUCGACUGAAACAGAGUGUAACGCCGUCGCCCUCCAAGAAGCAGUCUUCUAAAUUUUCGCUGGCAACCCUGUUCAAAGCGAACAGUGAGAAGUUGGACCAGUUUUGGGGACCGCACUUCAAGCUGAAUACCGCCGAUUUUGCCGAUGAAGAUCAGGUUUCCAUGUACCUGGAGGGUUCCAGUGCCGAAAACGGUGCCGGCAAACCAUCGGAAGCUGACGCCAAAGACUCGAUAGCCGAACCGCUGUACGCUCUGCUGGGAGAAAUCUUCGACAUGAGUGGAGUCUUCAAAUGGCUCCGGAGAAGCUUGAUAUCGUUUGUACAGAUUACCUACGGUCAAACUAUCAACAGACAGAUUAGAGAGUCUAUCAACUAUUUAUUCGAGGAACCGAUGAUGCACACCUAUGCUUCAACUGUGCUAAAGGCCUUGUGGCCAGGAGGAGUCCUGACGGUGAAGAACAUCGAUAGGACCGAGGAUCAGCAGGAAAUGACCAUGAUUGCCGCCAAGUCACUACUGAUGGACAAUAUUCCGGAUUUACUGUGUAACCUUAUUGGUGCUCAGAACGCAAAAGCGGGAAUCAUGAAACUUUUCGAUAACGUCCAAAACCCGCUGUACAAUAAGCAACUGUUCUACGAUUUGCUGGAGAUUUUGAUGCUGGAGCUAUUCCCCGAGAUCCGGCAACUUAAAGUUCCUCCAAGUGUUACAGCUGUAGCGGUCGUUGGAGGUUCGGCUUCAACUUCAGCCGUCUCGACGCCAACGCAUGGCGUCCAUUCUGCGACCUCAAGUUCUCCCAUGAAAUCCAUAUCACGCACCUACCGAGACUAACCUCACUUGACCUGACCAGCAGCUGAUCUUGGAUACUAUCAGUAAGAGAAGCAAGAAUUAAAUCCGGACCCACAGAAAUGGUGUAUCAUCGUUUGAGUUGUUUGGUCGCUUACCGAAUUACGCACGCGUGGCAAUGUCCCCAAUGUCGGCUUCCGACGCUAGUCCUUUUCCAAAAUCUACUUUUCGCAAAUUGAGGUAGUAUUUCACCAGCCCAGCCCACCUAUGAAGUUGCAUUACCAUUUUUAAACACUUUAGGAAUGAAAUUAUAUUAAACUGUAGUAAAAAAUAAUUUAAGGUAUUGGUACUCAUCCGAGACAAACGGACUAUGUAGAUAAACGUAAAAGGUGUACUAACGAUGGUCGUGGUGAUUGUGUAACGUACAUGUAUGUAUAGGCUAUGAACAUCCCGAGGACCCGAAAUUGAUCUCACAGAACUACUUAUCCGAUACCCACUCUGAAAAAAUA